AUGGCGUCGGCCCGGUCUGACCGCCCCCUGCGCACUGGGACUGCCAAGAGACCAGCAGCCGACCUCGGCGAGGAAGAGCCUGAUAUUGCUUCGGUUGCUCAGCGUCAGCGUACGCCGGACCGGGUCCGCGUCUGGUGGCCCCCAACCCGCGACAAGAACCGCACCGGCUUCAGCGGCGCGUUCUGGCCGGCGGCCGUCGUCGCGCGUGGCAAGAGCCACUUCACGGUGCGGUACGACAACGAGGACGAGGAGAGGGUCAACUGCGAAAAUAUCUUCCCAUACGAGGUGCCCGUGGACUUUGGGCACGAGGUGGAAGACCUGCAGGUCGGGGAGUUUGUGGAGGUGUCCAACAAUAGCAAGACUGACCCCUGUGCCUGGCUGGGCUACGUGGACAGAGUGCUCAAGGAGGGCUACCUGGUCAAGUACCCCUUCCACGACGCGCCGGACGAGACCAUUAAGCGCGAGCUCAUCCGCCGCGCGAGGAUCUGGGACGGGGAAGACUGGAAGCUGAUCCAGCCCAGCCAGACCUGGGCAGACGGGGAGGUAGCUUCCCCCAAGGAGUUGAACCUGCUUAGCACGCGGCACUACCUGAAGCGGUACCUGGGCAAGAACAAUGUUGAUGACGAGCCUGGCCCCGCCGGCAAGCCAAACAAGCGGAAGGGGCUGGCGGACGGCGGGGAGGGCGAGGAGGACGGCUCGGGCGGCAGCGGCAGCGGCCCCGACGACUCGGGAGCCGCGGACGCGUUGACUGACCAUGCUUGGCCCCAGCAGCAGCUGCUGCGGCAGCAGCAGCAGCAGCAGCAGCAGCAGCCCUUCAAGCUGCCGCCGCUGCCCCCCUUGCCGCCCCUGCCGCUGCUGGCGCAGCUGCUGCCCCAGACGCAGCCGCCCUCAGUUGGGCGGGAUCAGCAGCACGGGUCGCCGCCCGAGGCCCAGCAGGAUGCGCAAGCAACAGAGCAGCUGGUGCAGCGGCUGCUGGCGACCGCCUCCCUCACGCUCGCCGCGGCGCCUGCGCUGCGGCCGGUGCCCCCUGGGGCCUCGCUGGCCCUGUCGCCUGUGCCCACGUCUCCGGCGGCAGCAGGACGCGGCACGCCUGCGCCACUACCGCAGCAGCCCCAGCAGCGGGUGCCGGCCCAGCAGCAGCCUCAGCAGCAGGAGCAGGCUGGGUCGCCAGCGAGGCCCUCCCAACGGCAGCAGCAGCAAGAGCAGCAGGAGCAGAAACAGCAGCAGCAGCAGCAGCCAUCCCAGCAGCAGGCUCCUGAACAGCAGCAACGGCAGCAGGAGCAGGAGCAGCAGCAGGUGCCCGCCCAGCAGCACCACCAGGAGCAGCAGCAGCACCACCACCAGCAGCAACAGGAGCAGCAGCUGCUGCAUGCCGCAGGAGACGCACCGAUGCAGGGUGUCCCGCUGCCCCCAGAGCUGUCGGAUGCGCUGGGGGUGCCGAUGGGGACGUACGCCAUGGGCACCGUGGUGUCAAACGGCGAGGGCGGCGGGGAGUUACUGGUCCUUGCCGUCCCAAAGCGCGGCGGCGGCGGCGGCGCCUCCGCCGCCGCCGCGCUGCCGCCCGCCACCGGCGCGCCCGCGACGGCCCUGGCAGCGGCGCUGAUGGCGCAAGGCGGCCAGCUGGGCGGUGGCGGCGGCGGGGCCGCCGGCCUCGGCGGCAGCGGGCUUCCGCUCAAACGGAGAAAGAAGGACCCCCACGCCCCCAAAAAGGCUGUCUCGGGGUACCAGGUGUUCAUGUCGCGCCACCGCGGCGCUGUGGCGGACCAGAACCCGGGGCUGGGCGCGCAGGACAUGAUGAAGAUGCUGGCGCACAUGUGGAAGGCCACCAGCCAGGGGGAGCGCGAUGCCUGCGACGCAAUAGCGCAGCGCGACCGCGACCGCUACGCGCGGGAGCUCGCGCUAUACAAGGCGAACCGCUCCGCGCUCGCGGCGCUGGGGCUGAGCCCGGCGUCCAGCUUGGACCCGGGGGCGGAGGCUGACGGGGCCGGCGCGGACGAGGAGGGCCCGCACCCCCUCAAGAAGACGAAGCGCGCCAGCGACCCCGGCGCGCCGCCGAAGCCCAUCAAUGCCUACACCUUCUUCCAGGCCGACUACCGAAAGGGCCUGCCGGCCACCUUGCCGCCGCUGGACGCGUCGAAGCUCUGUGGGGAGGCCUGGCGGGCAGCAUCGCCGGAGGUCAAGGCGCCGUACGAGGCCAUGGCCAAGCUAGAAAAGGAGCGCUUUUCGGGCGCUAUGACGGCCUACCACGCGCGCCAGGCGGCCCAGGCGCAGCAGCUGGCGGCUGCUCUCAAGAUAGCCAUGGGCGGGCCCGGCGCCGGCGCCGCACCCGCCGGCGCCGUGCCAGGGGAGCGGCUGGAGGGGCCGCGGCAAGCCGGGGGGCGGCGGGAGUCGGAGGGGCGGGAGGAGGAUCUGGCGGACAUGGACACGGACGAGCACGAUCUGCAGCUGGAUCUGGCGGCGCAGCUGCCCUCUGCCGCUGGGGCGGGCUGGGAUCGCGAGGCGCCGCGGGCGGCGGAGGGGCAGCUGCCCGCGGAUGCUGCGUUGCAGCAGGCGCGGGCGCCCCAGCUCAGUCAGCUGGCUCAGCCCCUCAGCCUCGGCGGCUGCGCCGCCGCCGCCGCGCCGGGUCGCACCCCAGCCGCGCCCCCCGCGCCGCGCGCCGCCGCCAUGCCCCUCCCCCCCGGGCUGCUCCUCUCGGCCCCUCCGCCCGCGCCCCUCGCCGCGCAAUGGGCGGCGCUCGCGGCGGCGGCGGGCGUCCCGCUGCCGCCGUCUCACUAUCAGCAUCACCACCAGCAGCAGCAGCAACAGCAGCAGCAGCAGCAGCAGCAACAGCAGCUGACCCCUGACAUACUGGACGUCCUGGACUCUGGCCUUGACCUUCGUGAGGCGCGCCGCGCGCUGGCGGGCCUGUUUGGGGCCGAUGCCUACGACCUGCUGCUGGACGCGUGGCGCGGCAGCUCGGCGCGCGCGCGGGACGCGGUGCGGUCGUGGAGGGCGCACGUGGAAGGCGAGGAGCAGCCGGACUGGCGGUCCUUCAUGAUCGGCAUCUACGGCAUCUCGCGCAUGCGCACCCUGGAGCUGCCGCGGCGGCCGCAGGGCGCGGGCGCCCAGGCCGGAGGGUUUAGCGUGGGGAACCGGAAGCGCGGGCGCCCGCGGAAGGCCGGGCCGGCGGGGCCGCAGUUGCGGCAGCAGCGGGAUGAGGGCGAAGGCGAGGAGGAGGACGAGGAGGAGGACGAGGAGGCGGCGCGGGGGCACAUGCAGCCGGCGCUGCGCCCGGCCAAGGCGCGCCGCAGCGCCGCGCUGCUGCCGCACCCGCACCCGGCCGCCGCCGCGCGCGCCGCGGGGGCGCGGCAGCACCGGCCCCUCAGCAGGAUCGACUUCCCUUUCGCGAGGUGGGACGACGAGGACGCAUUCGCC
Monoraphidium neglectum is the source of this 3414-nucleotide messenger RNA. Its product is annotated as Non-histone chromosomal protein 6. Gene Ontology annotation, biological process: regulation of gene expression. Lineage: Eukaryota; Viridiplantae; Chlorophyta; Chlorophyceae; Sphaeropleales; Selenastraceae. Gene Ontology annotation, cellular component: nucleus. The annotation marks the transcript as partial. The record is from RefSeq and is a predicted model, not a curated record. The transcript has 14 exons.